AUGACCACAUCACCGAUUCUCAUAUUUUCUUUUGCUACUGAUUUGAAUAGCAACUAUUUUUUAGAUGAUGUCUCUGUUACAUUAACUACUGCACCAUCUAUCCAAUUGCUCAACAAUCCAAGUUUUGAGAGUUCAACAACAAUACCAAACGGUUGGGUAGUAUGGUGUAAUUAUACUUGCAGUGCUGGUGGUGGUGCUGCGGUCACUUGGGGUACCAACUGCUAUUUAUCCACGGCUAACUGCUUUUUGGUCGAUUGUCCAGAUACCGGUAGUGGUGCACUUGUUUAUCUUGGUCAAUCUUUUCCGGCCACAGUUGGUAGUACUUAUAGAAUAGGAUUUCGGUUACGAAUGGCGUUUGGAGGAGGAAGUUUCAGUCAAACUCAAUUUAGAGUUUUUAUUCGAUAA
Rotaria sp. Silwood1 is the source of this 405-nucleotide messenger RNA. The record is from the annotation of a GenBank genome assembly. NCBI's taxonomy places the organism in Eukaryota, Metazoa, Rotifera, Eurotatoria, Philodinida, Philodinidae.